Molecule: messenger RNA, 1689 nt
Organism: Triticum aestivum (bread wheat)
Lineage: Eukaryota; Viridiplantae; Streptophyta; Magnoliopsida; Poales; Poaceae
Exons: 1
Coding region: 208-1560 (450 amino acids)
Biological process (GO): positive regulation of transcription by RNA polymerase II
Molecular function (GO): DNA-binding transcription factor activity, RNA polymerase II-specific; protein dimerization activity; cis-regulatory region sequence-specific DNA binding
Source: RefSeq, a predicted model, not a curated record
UCAUGCGCCCGCCGCGUUCGGGAGAGAUGGACGAAUCCGCCUCCGCCUCCGCCUCCGGCGCACAGAAGCCUGCGUCGCGUACUCUAUCUAUAUAUACCGGCCGCUUCGCCGGAGAGCUCCAUCCAGCCAGCCAAGCCAAGCCAAGCGGGUCCGAUCGGAGGAGCAGAGGAAGAAGCAAAGCACGCGCACCGCAGGUCUGCAGCCACGAUGGCCCGCCGCAAGGUCCCCAUGAGGCUCAUCGAGAAGGCGCGGGCGCGCGCCGAGACGCACGCCAGGAGGACCAAGGGGCUGCAGAAGAAGGCGUCGGAGCUCGCCACGCUCUGCGCGGUCCCGGUCGCGCUCGUCUGCUCCGCCGGCAAGGGUGCUCCGCCGCUCGUGUGGGAGUCGGAGGAGGGAGUGCUCGAGAGGUACCGGCGCGCCGUCCCGGCCGAGACCCGCGCGCGGCACACGCACCGGAGCUACAUGGAGACGGAGCUGGGCAAGGAGAGGGCCAAGCUCGCCCGGGUGCGGCACGGCUGCCCCGGCGCGCUCGCGGACUGGGACGCCGCGCUCAACGACAUGACGCUGGAGGAGGCGCGGGGGCUGCUCGAGACCAUCGACGCGGCGCUGCGGGCCACGGGAGACAGGAUGGAGGCGCUGGGCAUACCUGCCGACGGCGGCCACGACCGGCUCGAGGGUUCUUCCCACGACGCCCUCAUGCCGCAGCAGCGCGGGUACGGUGUCGGCAACCCCGUGGACAUGGACGCCGCCGGCUUCCAGCAGCUGCAGAUGGUGCCGUUCCACGCUGGGAACAACGACGGCCUACUCGAGCAAUUCUCAUUGGACGAUCCCUUCGAGACGCAGCCAGGGUGCCGCGGCUUCCAAUGCGUCGGCGGCAACUACUCGGGCGGCGGCGACGCGAUGCUCUCGCCAGGCCUUGCCAAUGCCGACUACAACUACUCGGGUGGCGGCGACGAGAUGCUCACGCUAGGCCUCGCCAAUGCUGACUACAACUACUCAGCCAGCGGCGACAAGAUGCUCGCGCCGGGAUUCGCCAAUGCUGACUACAACUACUCGGCCGGCGGCGACAAGAUGCUCGCGCGGGGCAUCGCCAAUGCUGACUACAACUACUCGGCUGGCGGCGACGAGAAGCUCGCACUAGGCCUUGCCAAUGCUGACUACAACUACUCGGGCGGCAACGACAAGAUGCUCGCGCAGGGCUUCGCCAAUGCUGACUACAACUACUCGGGCAGCGGCGACGAGAUGCUCGCGCCUGGCUUUGGCAAUGCUGACUACGACUGGACUGAUCUGACCAUGUGGGCCACCGACGAGUUGUGCGAUGCAAUCAUGCCACUUGGGUGCUACCCUGACUUCGCGGACAGUACUCUGCCGGCCGAGUACUCCGCUCAGGUCAUCACCGGCGGGGACUACGUGAACACACCACCAUCUGGCGGGUAUGGGUACCCCAUGGACAUGGGCGUGGGCGACAACUUCAGUAAUCUCGACAGCAACUACAUGGCGCACUGGCAGUUCCAGCGCUUCGACACAAGCAGUCUGUUGUUAGGGGAAAUGCAGUCAUAAUUUUGGAGCUAGAAUAUUCUCACGCAUUUGAAGUUAGAGUUUUGCAGAUUUAUAUAAUUUACCUGUAUUAUGUCCAUCAUUUGUACGGAAAUUUUGAAACAUUAACCAUCAGUUAUUAUGGAAUUCUCA